Molecule: messenger RNA, 1221 nt
Organism: Aspergillus saccharolyticus JOP 1030-1
Lineage: Eukaryota; Fungi; Ascomycota; Eurotiomycetes; Eurotiales; Aspergillaceae
Product: putative RAS small monomeric GTPase
Exons: 5
Coding region: 340-1221 (293 amino acids)
Biological process (GO): signal transduction
Cellular component (GO): plasma membrane
Molecular function (GO): GTPase activity; GDP binding; GTP binding
Source: RefSeq, a predicted model, not a curated record
GCCCAUUCACCCCUCGUUAACGGUAGGUAUACAUUGUAUAGUUUGGACAUUCAGUAGUAGUAACACUCUCUAGUUACUUGAUAGUAUUCCCCCCCCCCUCUCCGUUCACACCCUCUCGUGCCUGGCCUGACUCAAAUCAUUUAACCCUGUUCCUGUGCCUGAGUUCCUGCUGAACGUUUCACUGGGCCCACUGAGUAGGGCGAUCACUUAUUUUAAUCUCUCAAUCCUCCGUUUAUAUUCUUCCGCCAACUUCUCAAUCUCGUUUCAAUUCAGGUUGCCAACUAUUAUUUUCACGCACCCCACAUCCUCUGAGACUUUCAGUCAGUGACCCUCACCACCAUGACUGAGUCCCCGGAGAAGAUCUCCAUCACAAUUUGUGGAGAUGGUGGAUGCGGGAAAUCCUCCAUCACUUUGAGAUUGGUGCGCAGCCAGUGGAUUCAUGAGUACGAUCCUACAAUCGAAGAUUCCUAUUCUGUCACGCGUGUUGUGGAUGGAGUCCCCUACUUCUUAUCCAUCACCGACACGGCGGGCCAGGAAGAGUACCGUGGGCUGUGGACGGCUGCCAACCUGAAGUCCGAUGCCUUUCUGCUUGUCUACGAUAUCACGAAUCAGUCCAGUUUGCACGCCUUGGAUUACUUCAUGGACAUGAUUGAGAUCGAGACUGAACAGCGAGCCGAACGAUGUCACCGUCUCCGACAAGAAUUGGGAGACAGUGCGGCAGGCCUGCAGGUAGGCAUGCCGCCUCCCGUCAAAAUCGUAGCCGGCAACAAAUGCGACCUGAAGGAGAGUCGGGUGAUCGGGGCUCCCCAGGGCUUGGAGUACGCCCGUAGGCAUGGCUGCGGCUUUAUGGAGACCAGUGCCCGCGAGAUGGUCAACAUCGAAGAGACAUUUGCCCUAUUGGUCCGCCGAGUGGUCGAGGCGCGCCAACUUCAUUAUCAAACGACAAACCCGAGUCCUAAGCUUGCUCAAAGCAGCGGCUUGGUUCCAGAAGUAAACUCCACGGCUAGCACCAUCGUUCAUUCUCCCUCAGUGGAACCGUCCCUGAAGCAUGUAGCACCCCGAAAGCGAGGGCUGGAAUGGCUUCGGCGGAGGGAACGAGUCCAUCAAGGGCAGGCUGCGAAGCAUUAUGAUGACAAGCCCGAUUCGAACAUGUCAUCAGAACGAGAGAAGCGACCCAAGCGUCCAGCAGCCAGAUCCUGGCGACGAAUAUGGUGUUUUUGA